Messenger RNA from Funneliformis geosporum, 984 nucleotides. The record is from the annotation of a GenBank genome assembly. NCBI's taxonomy places the organism in Eukaryota, Fungi, Glomeromycota, Glomeromycetes, Glomerales, Glomeraceae.
AUGGCUGAUUUUAUAAAAUUGUCGAUCUUUGGAACGGUUUUUGAAGUCACAACAAGAUAUGUUGAUCUUCAACCCGUUGGCAUGGGGGCUUUUGGUUUAGUUUGUUCCGCAAAGGACCAACUUACCGGUACAAACGUUGCAAUAAAGAAGAUUAUGAAACCCUUUAGUACUCCUGUACUUUCAAAAAGAACAUAUCGUGAACUUAAACUAUUGAAACAUUUGAAACAUGAGAAUAUCAUUAGUUUAAGUGACAUUUUUAUUUCUCCGUUAGAAGAUAUAUAUUUUGUUACCGAAUUGCUAGGAACAGAUUUACACAGACUUUUGACUUCUCGUCCAUUGGAAAAACAAUUUAUUCAAUACUUUUUGUAUCAGAUAUUGAAACCAAGCAAUAUUUUGGUUAAUGAAAAUUGUGACUUGAAGAUAUGUGAUUUUGGACUUGCCCGUCUUCAAGAUCCACAAAUGACUGGAUACGUUUCAACAAGGUAUUACAGAGCUCCCGAAAUCAUGCUCACUUGGCAAAAGUACGAUGUAGCAGUUGAUAUUUGGAGUGCUGGUUGCAUCUUCGCUGAAAUGUUAGAAGGGAAACCUUUAUUUCCCGGAAAAGACCACGAUGUAAUCCAAACCAUCUGUAGUGAAAAUACACUUCGUUUCGUACAAUCAUUGCCAAAACGUGAAAAAGUACCUUUUUCACAAAAGUUUGCGAAUGCCGAAUCUGAAGCAUUGGAUUUACUUGAAAGGAUGUUAGUUUUUGACCCGAAAAAACGUAUUACUGCCGAACAAGCUUUGGCGCAUAAAUAUUUAGAACAUUAUCAUGAUGAAUCCGAUGAGCCUAUCGCAGAUGAACCUUUUGAUUGGUCCUUCAAUGAUGCAGAUCUACCUGUUGACGAUUGGAAAGUGAAGAUGUAUCAUGAAAUUUUGGAUUUCCAUAAUGUAGAUGGUCAAAAUUACACGGAAAAUCCAGAAAUUCAACAAUCUUUUUCAUAA